Haemonchus placei is the source of this 1332-nucleotide messenger RNA. NCBI's taxonomy places the organism in Eukaryota, Metazoa, Nematoda, Chromadorea, Rhabditida, Trichostrongylidae. The record is from the annotation of a GenBank genome assembly.
GUAGACGGAAAAUGGUUGCAUCUUAAUGAGGAAACAAUACUAAAUCAUCCAGGAGGAGCUGUCAUUCGACAAUACGCGUUAGUCCUUGGUUCAUCGAGGUGUCCUUCUUUUAGGAAUGCUGAUGCCACUCAAAUGUUCCAAGCAUUCCAUGAGGGUUCGAAGAAGGCUUUCAAACAAUUGGAAGCGCUGAAAAAGAGUGCAUGGGACCCUUCCGAGGAUCUUGAGGAGGCACUGAAACUACGCUUGGACAAGGCUGAUGUCAACGUUGCCACCUACGACAUUUCCAUUGAAGAAGAAGCCAAAAUAGUGCAGAACUUUGAGAAGUUACGGCAGCGCGUAUAUGAUUGGGGCUUAAUGGAGGCACAACCAUGGUACUAUGUUGGAAAGUCCAUCACAACCUUAGGCUUCAUGUUCUUCGCAUUCUAUCUUCAGUAUUGUCAAUGGUACUUCACCUCAGCGGUUUCGCUUGCUGUCUCAUGGCAACAGUUUGGUUGGCUAACUCAUGAAUGUGCUCAUCAUCAAAUAACGAAAAAUAGAAAAUUGAACAACCUGCUAGCGGUAGUUUUCGGAAACCUUGCGCAAGGAUUCUCUGCUGACUGGUGGAAGGACAAGCAUAACACUCAUCACGCCGCAACGAAUAUGAUCGAUCAUGAUGGAGAUAUCGACUUGAUGCCGCUAGUAGCUCUUAUACCUAGAGACUUGUCCAGAUUCAAACUUCCCGUUCAGAAGUUUGUUCUAAAGUUCAUUCCUUACCAGCAUCUAUACUACACACUAGCAAUGCCGCUUCUUCGAUUUUCGUGGACAACCCAGUCGUUGCUGUGGGUGUUUGCAGAGAACUCCAGUGAAUUUCGUGUGUACAGAAGGAAUGCCCUCACGGAGCAAACGUUGCUGGUGGCGCACUGGUGUUGGGUGUUCCUGCAGCUAUAUCUCCUUCCUUCAAUGAGUAUUCGCGUGUUAUAUUUCGCCAUUUCGCAGCUCCUCUCCGCUUUCCUCAUUGCCUUCGUCGUCACCUUCAGUCACAACUCCGUAGACAAAUACCCAGCGAAUUCUCGUUUGCUCAACAACUUUGCCUGUCUUCAACUGUUCACUACGCGAAACAUGACACCAGGCCCAAUCACCGACUGGAUUUGGGGAGGACUGAAUUACCAGAUCGAGCACCAUCUCUUCCCGACUAUGCCCAGAUGCAAUCUGAACACUUGUAUGAGGCUGGUCAAGGAGUUCUGCCGCGAGAACAACCUGCCGUAUCUAGUCAACGAUUACUUCGAGGGUUACGCCCUUAACCUUAAGCAACUCGAGAACAUUGCUCGCCUAUCGAAGGCCAAAGCUAACUAA